Amoebophrya sp. A120 is the source of this 4337-nucleotide messenger RNA. The record is from the annotation of a GenBank genome assembly. Lineage: Eukaryota; Dinophyceae; Syndiniales; Amoebophryaceae.
GUGACAGAUAGGACCUCCACCGGAGCAGCUACUUCCAGCUAUCCAGGUUUGAUAGGUUUUAUUACCGGUGGGGACGAUAAGAAUGUCUAUGUCAAUGGCUUCUGCUUCUUGAAAGUCCAGCAGUCAUAAAGUGCAGCACAAAUCAGUAAACUAGACUGGCUAGGGCACAACUAUGGGCGAGUUUCGUGAAUACGAUGUGCCCCUCGCGGGUGGCUGUUGCCUGAUCGUCUUCAUCACGUCUAUCGUGUUGUUUGCUUGCUCAUUUGACGUGCUGGAACCCCGGUACUACGGAUUGGUAUACGAUGACACGUUCAAAACCGUAUCGCGCGACGAAAUUCGGCGGGAGGCGCGCGACGACUCCUAUCAUAUGUAAAAACGUCCCCACCCCACAGUUGGCAAGUUGGGAACUUAGCAACACAAACCCAGAAGCUUUGGGAGCAACGCAUGACAGAUUCCAGUCCGUAGUGUAGUGCAGUUUAGCAAGUGCAGCUGCAUCACAAAUCCAUCUGCUGAUCCCGUUUACAGAAAAAUUACAAAUUCCAAAGCGCGAUUGGAAAUGCCUCUCACGAAGAUGCGCAUUACAAAUCUUCCUGUAAUCGCAAAUCUCCAUGACAACUAUGGGGUGGGGACGUUUUUACUCAGGAUGUCUCCGGCCGGUUUCUCAUCGGGCUCGGCCGCUCGAUCCUGUCCUAUAUUACAGUGAAAAGCGCCCCCCACCCCCAAAGUUGCAAAAAUUUGUGAUGCGAUGUUUCCAAAUGAAAACUUUUUGUCAUCCAUGAAAGGAGUAUGAAUCUUUCUGAUGCAGAUUCUAGUCGUAUUUCGCAUCGCUUGCAUGACAAGCACCGCUCUUGCUGGGAUCUUUUGCAAUAAAAAGUUUUGCUAUUCACGAUCGGAAAUAUGUGACGCUGAUACAUGCAAGAGGGCGAAUGUUUCAUUUGGAAAGGGUUGCAAUACAAAUGCUUUCAAGUUCAGGGACGGGGGCAUUUUUCAUUGUAAUAUCCUACUCGCAGAGUUUAAUUGUCCUGGAGUGGCUGCCCAGUGGGAAAGACGGCUCCAGCAUGUCCGUCUGGACGAGCAACGGGCAGUCCGUGUUUCUCGACGUAAUAUACUACAUUCUGUUUCAAAAUUUUGAUAUAUGCGUGUUUUUUUUCGGAUUUGGAAUUGCAUAAUGCAUGUGGUGAAGUUAGAAGACAUAGUUAGAAGUUGAUGAUGCUUUCAUCUGAUGAAAAUAGAAAAUGAGUCAUCUAUCUCCUUGUGAAAGACUGAAGCGCAAAAUAGAUUUGUUAGACCUCUUUCCGAACAAAUUUUGGGCCUUGUGCCCAUGAAAUAAACAGCUGUCGUUGCAGUAUCCAAGAAAAAUCCUCUGUCGUGUCAGAAGCUUUUUCAGUCGAAUAAUGAGAAGCACCAUCUAUAUUUAUUCUUGUUGGAGAAAAGAAAAAACAUGACCAUGAGUUCCUCGUGCGCUGCUCUCGAAAAUUACAAAUUGACACCGUCAACGCGGGUUUUUUUCUUGGAUACGGCAAUCCGGCUUGUGAGAGGAAUGCUGCCGCAACUCUACUACGCCUGGGGACUGCAGUAUGGAAAUGCACACGAAGAAUGUUCUUCCUAUCAUUGUCAGUUCGUCACACUUUUUUUCAUGCCACAUAGAUAGUAGUCAUUCGCCAAGGUAGUUUCUUUCAUCGCAAGUAAGUUAUUUUACAAUUGUACUGCUCAUGCGCAUGAAUAUGAGAAAGAAAACAAGCGUAAGGUAGAGAUUCAUGAAGCAGGAAGAAGUCCAAGAAUCUUCAGAAUGCACUUCGGCUUUUGCCUCUCUUACACUACUUGCCGAUUAUAACGAACUGAAAGCGAUAGACGACCUUUUUUCGUACCGUUUCCAUACGCGGUGGCGCGACUGGUUGCGGGUGAUCAUCGAGAAGAAAGUCAAGGAGGUUUCGGUGCGCUUCCACACGCUGCAGUUUUUCGAGAAACGCGUGCAGAUCAGCAACGUAUCAAAUGCAAAAGCAUCGUACUAGUAGUACUAACCGCAUUACAAAUUUUGAUUUGCUAAGCAUGACAAAAGGAAUUUCUGAUGCUGAUUUACCUUGAGAAAGAGACUUGUCAUGCAUAAUUGCGAUUACUACGAGUGCGAGACUUUUGCACAGGAUGCAACGAGCUGCGGAACGAUGUGGGGACCAUGUUUGCCUCGGAGGGUGACUAUGCAUUGCAAAUAUAAUCUGUGAAAGUUGUGAUGCUGCAUUUGGAUUCUAAAGGAACUCUGUAGUGCAUGAGCAGCAAGACCGAGAGGAAGUUUUUUUUGCCACGCGGAGAGGGCAUUUGUCAUGCGGGGUCGGCAUCAGGAAGCCCUCAAAAGUAGAUGUGUGAUGCAAGGGCACGCAUCACAGGCGUCAUGGGUCAUGCAACACGUGCAUGACAAAGAAGCACACUCUUCCAAAAGCAGAGAUUUUUGCACUUCAUAGUGACGGGUUCUUCACGAUGGUCGACUUUCAGCUGCGCAAGAUCUCGCUGCCAUCGGCGUUUGACGAGGCUGUCAUUGCCAAGCUCCUGAAGAAACAAAGACGACAGAAGGCCAGGAAUAGACAGCAGGUUUCAUGUUGAUGUAUGAUGGCGGCUUUUUGUACCUACAUCAUUUUCAAUAUGCUCAGAGUCAGAAUUAGCUCGCAUCCUCACACACACUUGACGACAGUAGGCUGAUUGAUGUGCUGUUCGAAGAUGAUCGUGAGGGAAAUGAAAUUAUCGAGUAAAAAAAGAGGUCCUGAUGUGGAGGUCUACUACCUAAAACUCCACCAUCAGGUUUCCAUCCGGCAGGCGCAGAAAAAUCUCGUGACGGCCCUCGCAGUAUGAACUGCAAAAGUAUCGUACUAGUAUAAAUUGCAAAUGCAAUACAAAUUCCCCUAGCAUGAGAAAUGGAAUUUGUCAUGCGGAUUUGCCUUAAUAAAAAGAUUUGUAAUGCAAGACUUGCAUUUAUACGAGUACGAUACUUUUGCACAGGAUACGCAGACGCAGACGCUGCACUGGUACUGGAGAUGGCACGGCAAGAAGGCAUAUCAAAUGUAAAAAUGUCUGGGUCUGGAAGAAUGCAACUUGUGAUGCUAUUUUUGGAAUCCAAAAAAAUCUGUAUUGCAUGAGCAACAAGAGGCGUCCAGUUUUUGCUCCGCGGAGAGGGGAUUUCUCAUGCGGGAUAGGCAUCAAGAUGCCCGCAAAAAAUUUGUGAUGCUGGUGCAUACAUCACAGAUAUCACGGGUAAUGCAAAAUGUGCAUGACAAACCUUGCAAUCCUCCAGACCCAGACAUUUUUACAUUUGAUAAGGCACCAUCAAAGUGGCCAAGGAGAGAACGGACGGGGAGUUAUUCUGAGUAAAAACGUCCCCACGACCCGAUAGUCUGUCAAGAUAGAGAUUUUGCAACACAAACCUAGAAGUUUUGCGAGUCACGCAUGACAAAUUGCAGGCUGUAUUGUAGUGCAGUUUAGCAAGGGAAUCCGCAUAGCAAAUCCAUCUCCUCAUCCUGUUUCUAGCAUUGCAAUUUCCAAAACACGAUUGAAAGUUGUGCCUCUCUUGGGGGUCCACAUCACAAAUGCUCCUGUGCUUGCUAAUCUGCAUGACAACUAUGGUCGUGUGGGGACGUUAUUACUCAGGAUAGGGGUCGGCUCUGAUCCGGCGGUACGCAACCCUGUACAAGGAAUUUGCCGACGGUAUGGGCUGGCUGAACACGACCAGCCACGGCUACGACGCACUGCAUUUCUACAUCUACAGCCGCCUAGCGCGGGACCACCGGGCCAACAGCUAUGAAUGUGCACAACUCCCCCUCCCCCUCAUUUGUAUUGCGAUAACAGGAAUACAAGCGUCAGCAGGAAUGCCGGUUUUGCAUGACAAAUCUGCACAGCAUUGUAGUGCUAUUUGGGCUGCCAGAACUUGUCAUGCAAACAGUGCUAAAAGGCAGAGCAUGGAAUCGGUAUUUUGCAUGACAAAUGAGGGGGAGGGGGAGUUGUGCACUUUCAUAACACCUCCCAGGAGCUCAUUGGCUUUUGAUGUAAGACCACCCUGAGAUGAGAGGAAAUGUUGGAAGACGAAGACAUUUUCAUCUACAACGCAGCCUUUUUGACGAUGGAGUAUUAAAAGUGAUGAGAACAAAUAAAUGUAUGCCCGGGCAGUAGCAGGCUAGCGAGCCUGUGAGCCUAGGCUGGGGCUGGACGGGCGAUAUUUUAUGUCUGUCCGAGCCUCGCCCUUUUCCGGUAGCCGGGAUCUGAUGACUGUGAGGGUGAACCUCUUCCCGUUCUGGGUUGAAGUUUAUUUCCUCUCUCUCUUGUCCUCAGGGAGUAACGCCCCUGCCGUUGGUAGU